Molecule: messenger RNA, 2295 nt
Organism: Hevea brasiliensis (rubber tree)
Lineage: Eukaryota; Viridiplantae; Streptophyta; Magnoliopsida; Malpighiales; Euphorbiaceae
Product: B3 domain-containing transcription factor VRN1
Exons: 6
Coding region: 553-2130 (525 amino acids)
Molecular function (GO): DNA binding
Source: RefSeq, a predicted model, not a curated record
CAUUUCACAACCCGGGUAGUCUGGUACAAACCCAAACAGAGAGUAUCUCAGAGAAAGCUCAUGUUUAAAGCUGAGAGUCUGACAAUUAUCUACCAAGUACGAGCAUAUCUUUUCCAGCCUGCCAAGUACUGGCUCCAGAGCUUGCAGGACAGAGGCAGAAGGUUGGCUUGACAACUGUUCCAGUUAACAAUCCUUGCAAUCUGAAGUUGAAACUUGAAACCAGUCACGGACAAGGGCUCGUUUGGAACCAGGCCCGGAUCGAUUAAGUUAAAGUUUCAGACCGUUCAUCGCCCUACAGUUUCUGGCUCGAAAUUGCCACUCCUGAAAAUCGAGUUUGGUUCCCUUUCCUGAAUCAUGAAUUAGAUUCGAUCAGAAUUGAUAGCAAAUCUCUCCAAGAAAGCUACUGGAAGAGGCAAAAAUUGUAACUUUUCAUUAAUGGGUUCCCAUGGCUGUAACUCACCAUGAACAUGACAAUUAUUCAUGUUCCAUAUGUCCCUUCUCUUCUGUAUUACUUAAUUGCCGAAGUCAACCUGUUCGUGUUUCAAAUCAUACAUGGAUAGCAUGGGAUCACUUUUUCUCAAAUUUAUUCUUGAAAACACCGUCAAGGAUGGAAAACUUAUGAUUCCAAGAAAGUUUGCUAGACAAUAUGCAAACUCUCUGUCAAAUCCGGUAACCCUCAAGCUCCCAAGUGGUGCUGCUUGGCAAGUUGAGUUGCUUAAAAAUGAGAGAGACAUUUGGUUCGAUAAGGGUUGGAAAGAAUUUGCACAGCAUUACUCUCUGGACCUUGGAGACACAGUCGUUUUUAAAUAUGAGAAAGAUAGCCAUUUUCAUGUGUUCAUAUGUGAUCAAAAUGGGAUAGAGAUAGAGUACCCAUCAGAACUCAACGUGGAAGAAGAUGAAGAUGAAGAUGAAGAUAAAGAUAUCAUUGAAUUGGUUUGUGAAAAGAGUGUUAGCAAAAAAGCUAAAUUAUACAUCUUCCGAGAUGGUUCUGAACUUGCCAACAACCUCAUUACAGAGAAUCCAUCCUUCCACUUUGUUGUGAAGUCGUACCAUUUGGAGAAGGGUAACGUGUAUGUACCAAACAGCUUUAUGAAAGAGCUUAUGGAGAUCACAGAAACAGAAAGUAUACUGCUUCAGGUUGCAGAUAAGGUUAAGGUAUGGCCUGUGAAUGUGAGAUUCUAUCCUUUAAAAAGAAUGGGUUGUCUAACCUCAGGCUUCGUCGCAUUUGCAAGGGAAAAUUCACUGCAAGCUGAAGAUGUUUGCGUUUUCCAACUGAUCAAGAACAAUAUUCUGAAUGUUUCAAUCUUCAAAAAUGCUUCUGGGAUUCCAAGAAAGUUUAUGAGACAAUAUGGAAAUGGUUUGUCAAGUCCAGUAAUCCUUAACGUUCCUUCUGGUGCUAAGUGGCGAAUGGAGUUGUUGAAUUGCAAUGGUGAUGUUUGCUUGGGAAAAGGUUGGCGAGAUUUCUCGAAUUAUUACUCUUUGGACCAUGGAAAUUUUCUAGUUUUUAAAUAUGAGGGAGAUUGCCAAUUUCGUGCACUCAUAUUUGAUAAGAGCACUUUAGAGAUUGAGUACCCAUGUAAUAACUUCUACAAUGCAAAGCCAAAUCAUGGUGAACUCCAUGAUACUAACAUCGAAGAAAAUGAAGAUGACACUUCUGUUGAAGCAUUAGAUGUUCUGUCACAAUGCAAGAAAAUGGGGGAAAAGUCAACAUUCCUACGUCGAUCUUGGAAGUUCACGCAAUCGAGGUGCAAAAAGAAUGAUAAUGGGAAAGUCAGAAGGCCACAUUCAUGUUCAAGGACCUCUUCUCAAGCUCUUGAGGCUGCCAACAAGGCAAAGUAUCCAUCUUUUCAGGUUGUUGUGAAGCCGUAUCAUUGGGAUCACAGCAAUGUGCCCAUGCCAGCUCCUUUUUUCAGAAGCUAUUUUGAGUAUAAAACACAGCUUAUAAUGCUUCAAAUUGCAGAUAGAUUGUGGUUUAACUUGAUCAGCACUUCAGGUAGUCGUACAGCUGCUUUAUCUGCUGGUUGGCAUGCAUUUGCAAGGGAAAAUGCUAUAGAAGUUGGAGAUGUUUGUGUCUUUGAGCUUAUUAAGAGGAAUGUAUUGAAUGUAUCCAUUUUUAGAUGCGUCAGUUGAAAAUUUCGCCAUUUUCUGUUUUUUGAAGCAUUUUGCAACUGUUAGAGACAUUAAGAUUACUGUGUUCUAAGAUGUUUUUGUUGUCUUUAUUUGUACCUUGUAUUGUUAAAAAAAAAAAGGUUGUGUAGUAAAUUAGAGAAUGUUCAAUGUACUAUAAUUGAGUUA